This is a messenger RNA of Plasmodium cynomolgi strain B, 1632 nucleotides long. RefSeq lists its product as hypothetical. Lineage: Eukaryota; Apicomplexa; Aconoidasida; Haemosporida; Plasmodiidae. The annotation marks the transcript as partial. The record is from RefSeq and is a predicted model, not a curated record. The transcript has a single exon.
AUGGAUAUGCCCAAAGGGCAGAAGCCAAGAGAGCGGGAUGGAAAAAACGAAAGAAGCAAUUUGAGAGAUAUAGAAGAAGCGAAGAAAAUACGGAACCAACAAAAUGAAGCAAAAUUGAAAAAGUUUUGCGGAAGCACCGAUUUUGUGUUAGACGUACCGAGUAUUGACGAGGGGGUGAAAUUCCUAAAGCAUGAAGUAGACAACGAGAUCUUAAGUUUCAAUUAUACCACUAUGAUGUUAAGUGAGAAGGUGGAAAGGUUAAAUGACGUAGAGAGGAACAUACAUAUCCCCAUGGAUCUCCCUUUUUUAUUUUCCUUUAAUAUGCAAAAUAAUGAUGAUAUAAGCAAUUGGAUAAAGGAGCAAAAUGAGAUAGAAAAUCGGAAAAUUGCAAACGUUGAAGGGACGCAUAGCUACACCAACCUAAAUGAGGAGGUGAAGCAGAUUUCUUCGUCUGCUCCGAUUGUCCAUACGUUUGACAAGGACGAUUUGGAGCUUCUGAAUAGGGUUGCUCCGCAUUACAUUAGAAGGGUUAGAAGUAACCUAUUGCAUUGUGAAGAAAGGAAAAUCAGGGAUCUACAGGAUAAUAAUUCUUCCAUGGGAAUGAAAACACAUGAGCAGGGUGGAAAGAUCUGUGAGAGUGGUGUCCUGGGGAAGAAUGACGGCUCCUCCGAAUUGAUGUUGAAAUGUGGGAAAAGGAAAGUACCAUAUGAUUGCUAUUUUCCACAUCCGCUAAAGAAAGGCACGAAGGUGAAAAAAAUUUACCCCCUUUUGCCGCACAUUGGUGUGUGGAACAAUAAAUAUAUACAAGGCAUUAUGGAGAUCGGAAAUUCUACUGACUACAUGAGAAGCAGUGGUGGGGAGGAUGCUAAUAAAUUGCUGAGCAAGGGGGCGAGUGCCACAUCGAAUAGUGAGUCGAAGAAGCAAAGUAGCGGUAUGCUCGGGUUACUACAUUUGGUAGAGAAGACCCGCGAUAAGCAUCUGUACGGGUUGUACAAAGCGCAGGACAUGGGUUGCGACGAGUAUUUACUAAAUAGGUUUCUGCGCGGGGAUGGUUCGGUGCGGAGGAGUUCCAACGGUGUAGGUGGGGCUAGAGGUGGUACGGAUGGCAGUGGUACGGCUAGCGGUGGUACGACUAGCGGUGGUGCUCCCCUGCGUGGGAACGUACCCCACCAAGCGGGCGACACCCCGGCAGCGAAAAAAAAAAUCAGCCUGCGUAAAUUUCUCAUAAAAAAGUACCUCUUUAAGUUAAAAAUGAGGGAGAAGUUAAAAAAUAAACUACUCAAGGGUGAAAAGGUGACACCCCCUGCAAAGAACGAGCAGGAGGAUGAAGAAAAUUUUCCAAAGUUAAAAAAUGAAAGAAACGCAUCUGUUGAAUUGACACAUCGGAGUAAGCAUGUGACGUUUAACGAAACAAAUAAGUACGAAUACGUGGAAAAUAAAGGAGAGCUAGGGGAACAUGGCGAGGGAGACGAUACAGCCAUGCAGAAUGUGAGCUAUUCGCAAAGUACCCCUCCUGAUGAUAACGUAGAGUGCUUCAAAUAUGUGCGGGAUUAUAAAUCGCCAUCUUUUGCGAUGAAUGAAAACGACCCUCUGUCGUACGUCAUAGGGUUUAACAGGCACAACUUGGCUUUC